AUGGAGAAUAUGAUGCGAAGGAGGAAGUGGAAAUUCACGGACAAGAAUGAAAUGAGAGAGGAAGAAUGGAAGGAGCUCCUCUUCUGUUUCCUGCUUUGGCAUGAGGAUGAAGGAGGAAGUGAGGAAGAGUCCCGUUUGCAAAGAGUUGAGGGGAGAAGAUUGGAUGAUUUAAUGCGUAGGUCAUUUGAUAUUUACAAUACACUGUUUUCAUCUGGCUUCGUCCUGAAGAUUGAUGAUGGUGACGAGGAAGAAGAUGAAUCUGAGAGUUUUUGA
Molecule: messenger RNA, 273 nt
Organism: Dovyalis caffra
Lineage: Eukaryota; Viridiplantae; Streptophyta; Magnoliopsida; Malpighiales; Salicaceae
Source: the annotation of a GenBank genome assembly